This is a messenger RNA of Rasamsonia emersonii CBS 393.64, 948 nucleotides long. RefSeq lists its product as uncharacterized. The transcript has 2 exons. The coding region runs from base 1 to 948 and encodes 315 amino acids. NCBI's taxonomy places the organism in Eukaryota, Fungi, Ascomycota, Eurotiomycetes, Eurotiales, Trichocomaceae. The record is from RefSeq and is a predicted model, not a curated record.
AUGCAUGACAAAGAAGCCAUCCCUCAACUAGGCACUUUCUCCCUUGUGAGAUAUUACCAAUUCCAGGUCACAAAGGUGCAGCAGAACGACGACGACGACCCAGGCAUUAUCGUCUCUCCCGUUGCACACCGGACACGCGGGAGACUGAAGAAAGAGGAAAUGAAGGCGGAGCUGGAGCAACUGCGCCUGCAGAUGCAGGAGUUACUCCUCCAGACCCCUACAAAGCAAGCCGAUGAAAGCCGACCGUCUCCAAAUGCAGGAUCUGACUCUGAAGAGUCAGUCACAAUGCAACCUCCGUCACUACCGGCCACCCCUAUUUCCAAAGAAGCCGAGCGUAUACUCUACGCCCCGGCAAAGGAUGAACAGAUUGUGAAUGCGGCCCUUAUUCUCCUGCUGAAUGCCAUUACCAUCCAUUUUCCUCUAUCCAACGACCGGACUCUCCACAGAAGAGCAUUUACGGUCAAUUUCAAAACGGCUUCGUUCCAGGCACGGACCGAUGGUUAUCUCGGAGAUAGAACCAGCGGCAAGGUCCGUGCUCUCAUCGAGGUCAAACCGUAUGUCAGGAAGAGAGGUCGGGGUCGGAUACAGAUGCAAGAGGCUGCUCAGAUGGUGGCAUGGAUCUCCGACAACAAACAAAGACCAAGCCAGUUUCCUGGCCGGCAUCUCCAUAUAUCUCAGGAUCGGCAUGAAAUCUUCCUCACCUUUGCCGAAUAUGACGAGAGCUAUCUCAAGUACCUCAAGGAGGGCCUGUCACCCGGUGAUCCGGAGCCGUUUCUGACUCUGCAUGAAUUUGGUCCCUGGGAUAUCAAGGAUGCGAGACACAUGCAGGAGCUCGGCCCGAUCAUUCUGGCAUUUACAAUGCGUGCCCACCAAGAUCAGCAACUCGAAUCCCGUUCGUCAGCUGGACAAGGAAGGACCGGAGAGCAGAAGAAAGGACUCUUCACAUGA